CGCGCGAUGACUCGGGUCCCGGUGCGAGCGGGCAGGCAGGGCGGGCGGGGAGGGCAGGCGGCCGCCAGGCACCCGCCGGCGGGGCGCCCCCCGCACCCCUUGGCUUACGCGGGGGGGUUCUCCGUCGCCUCAGCCCUCCUGCUUUUGUCUCUGCGCCCGGUGGCACAGCGGGGCCGCGGCAGAGCAGGGCGGCGGGGGGAGGGUCGGGCUGGCCCAGGAAAUCCACAUGUGUGCGGCGGGUCACCUGCGAGGCUCGGCCGCCAGCCCCGGCGCCACCGCGGAUUACCGCGCCUCCGCGCCCUCGCGGCGGCCGGGCGGCCGCAGGUAGUGCUGGCGCCGCUGCCGCGGGCCCCUCCGGGUCAAGCCAUGGAGCCCGGCGUCCCACCAGACCUCCGCGACGUCGAACAAAAGCUGGGGCGCAAAGUGCCCGAGAGCCUGGCGCGGCCGCUGCGCGGGGAGGAGCUGCCGGGACGCCCCGCCGCCGCAGCACCCGGCAGCCGCCGCGCCGCCGCCCUGGCCCGGCUGGAGACGAAACUUCACCUCCUGCGGCAGGAGAUGGUUAAUCUCCGAGCCACUGAUGUGAAGCUUAUGCGCCAGCUACUGAUCAUCAAUGAAAGUAUUGAAUCAAUCAAGUGGAUGAUUGAAGAGAAAGCCAUUGCCAGCAGAGGUAGCAGCUUGAGUGGCAGCCUGUGCAGCUUGCUGGAAAGUCAGGAGACGUCCCUUCAUGACAGCUGUAACAGUUUACAAGACUGUAGUGAUGGACUGGAUGGAAUAUCAGUGGGGAGUUAUUUGGACACCUUAGUGGAUGAUGUCCCUGGUCACCAAACCCCUUCAGAUAUGGAGAAGUUCAGUGAUUCUUCUAUUAUGGAGGACUCACAGCCUCUGCAUAGGCAUCCCAAAAUUGAUUCAGAUGAGUACUACUGUUUUGGUUAAUAAAGUUCCAGAGGGACACAAAUGCACUUGUACUUACCCUUUUGUACUUACCCUUUUUCUUUGCUGCUAUUUUAUUUCAUAUGCAAACUCCACCCCCACCCCAACUUCAUUUGGAAGGAAGACAUAACAUGAUACUUUCAUUCCACUUCAUAGCUUUUCUGUUGCUUCAAAUACAUUUUCUCCUUUGUCGGUUGGGCUUUCCUCUUUCUCAGCUUUUCUUUUUCUAAUUUAUUUUUGUAAUUUUUCUUCUGUUUGUUUUAGUUUUUUAUAGUGCUGUAUUUACAGGUCUUUAAAAGUGGUGAAGGAAAAGCUUUGUCUUUAAAAUGAGACAUCCGGGCAUGACAGCAACAGUUUUGUUCUUCUUGGCAAUAAAGUAUCUUCUGAUACACAUA
Messenger RNA from Falco peregrinus (peregrine falcon), 1325 nucleotides. It is a transcript of the gene LURAP1L, whose product is annotated as leucine rich adaptor protein 1 like. Bases 7 to 933 code for a protein of 308 amino acids. Gene Ontology annotation, biological process: positive regulation of canonical NF-kappaB signal transduction. The record is from RefSeq and is a predicted model, not a curated record. NCBI's taxonomy places the organism in Eukaryota, Metazoa, Chordata, Aves, Falconiformes, Falconidae. The transcript has 2 exons.